UUCAGGUCACCCAUUGACAAGAAAUGGCAGCAGGGAAAGAGAUAGACCGGCUAGCAGAAGACAAACUUCGGCUGAAAAACUGGAAGCGGUGGGGCCCUUACCUGUCUGAGCGUCAGUGGGGGACCGUCAGGGAAGACUACUCAGAAGACGGGUCUUGUUGGGACUAUUUUUCACACGACCAGUCUCGUUCUCGAGCGUACCGAUGGGGAGAGGAUGGAAUUCUGGGAAUCACGGACAGACAGGCGCGGCUCUGUUUUGCACUGGGCCUCUGGAAUGGGAAGGACCCCAUUCUGAAAGAGAGGCUUUACGGACUUACAGGUCCAGAGGGGAACCAUGGAGAAGACUGUAAGGAGUGUUAUUACUACCUGGACUCCACCCCGACACAUUCCUACAUGCGCGCCCUCUACAAGUACCCGCAGAACGAGUUUCCCUACGCAAAACUCACAGGGGAAAACCGGGGAAGGGGUUUUCAUGAUCUGGAGUAUGAACUGGAAGACACAGGUGCAUUUGACGAGAACAGAUACUGGGACGUGUAUGCUGAAUAUGCCAAGCACAGCCCUGAUGACGUCCUGUGUAAGAUCACGGUGCAUAACCGUGGUCCUGAAGAGGCUACGCUACACCUGCUGCCAACUCUGUGGUACAGGAACACUUGGAUUUGGGGCUGCACACACGAGGGAUGUACCAUGAAGCCAAAGAUCAAGAAAACGGGGGAGGACAGUGUGAAAUGUACACACGAGACACUUGAAACCUUCACCUGGGCGGUUGACAAGGGACCAGAUGGAAGGCUUCCAGAGCUCCUCUUCACGGAGAACGAGACCAACUCUGUCAAGUUGUUUGGAGUAGAGACUUACACCCCUUAUGUUAAGGAUGCCUUCCACAGGUAUAUCAUUGAAGGUGAGGAAGACGCUGUAAACCCGAAAGGUAUCGGCACCAAGGUCGCGGCACACUACGUCCUGAAGGUCAAGCCCGGGAAACAGGCCACGGUGUGCUGCAGGCUCUUCCGGGACGACCAGGCCGAGGACGACGUUCCGACCUUCGGAGUGGCUGGGUUUGAGACUAUCCUGCAGCAGAGAAAGGAAGAGGCAGAGAGCUUUUACAAGACGAUGUGCUCCAAGCUGAAUUCUCAACAGUACCUGGUAGCUAAACAGGCAUACGGAGGCUUGCUGUGGAGUAAGCAGUUUUAUCACUACAUUGUCAAGGACUGGUUGCAAGGUGACCCUGAGCAGCCGGCGCCGCCCCCCUCCCGUAAGGCCGGUCGGAACAGUGACUGGAGACACCUGUUCAACAGGGACGUCAUCUCCAUGCCCGACAAGUGGGAGUACCCAUGGUAUGCGUCCUGGGACCUUGCCUUCCACAUGGUGGCUUUUGUGAAGAUUGAUCCUGAGUUUGCCAAGAACCAGCUGCUGCUGUUCCUCAGGGAGUGGUACAUGCAUCCUAAUGGACAGAUCCCUGCCUAUGAGUUUGCCUUUGGUGACGUGAACCCCCCAGUGCAUGCCUGGGCUGUACGGAGGGUUUUCAAGAUGACUGGCAAGCGAGGGUACCGGGACAGGCUCUUCCUUGCAAGAUGUUUCCAGAAACUGGUCUUAAACUUCACCUGGUGGGUGAACAGGAAGGACCCAGAUGGGAAGAACUUGUUUGCUGGGGGCUUCCUUGGACUGGAUAACAUUGGAGUGUUUGACAGAUCCAAGCCUCUGCCACACGGAGGACAGCUGUACCAGGCAGAUGGCACGGCGUGGAUGGCCUUCUUCUGUGCAGAGAUGCUGGACAUGGCACUGGAACUCGCCCUGACUGACCCCACGUAUGAGGACAUGGCCAGCAAGUUCUUCGAGCACUUUGUGGCCAUUGCAGAUGCCAUGAACCAAGCAGGUAGUGGAUUGGGCCUGUGGGACAAAGAGGAUGGGUUCUACUACGACCAGCUGACAGUAGACGGUGUGACGACGCCCAUGCGUAUCCGGUCCAUGGUGGGGCUGGUGCCGCUGUUCGCCUGUCUGGUACUGAACUCCAGCCGGCUGGAGAAGCUGGAGGGGUUCACCAAGAGGCUGAACUGGUUCAUCAAGAACCGGGCGGAUGUGGCACAGAAUAUCUCGUACAUGGAGAUGUCGGAGGACUGUGUGGGGGACCCUGCGGUUGAGAAACUCCUGGCCAUCCCCAAGAGAGAACAGCUGGAGAAGGUGCUGAAAUACAUGCUGGAUGAGGAGGAGUUCCUUUCACCGUACGGCAUCCGCUCCAUGUCUAAGGUCCACCAUGAUAAGCCGUUUGUUCUGAAGAUGGACAGUGAGGAGUAUAGAGUGGAGUACACCCCGGGGGAGUCUAACACCUUCCUGUUUGGAGGAAACAGCAACUGGAGGGGACCUAUAUGGCUUCCAGUAAACUACCUCAUCAUCGAGAGUCUGGAGAGGUACGACUACUUCUACGGAGAGUCGCUGAAGGUGGAGUGUCCCACGGGGUCUGGUAACGUCAUGCGGCUGAAGAGCGUCGCCCAGGAGCUGGCUCGUCGUCUGUCAAGGCUGUUCGUCGCUGACAAGACUGGGAAACGCCCCUGUCAUGGCGAGAGCGAAAGGUACAGAACCGACCCCCACUGGAAGGACCUGGUGCUGUUCUAUGAGUACUUCCAUGGAGACACUGGCAGGGGCUGUGGAGCAAGCCAUCAGACAGGUUGGACUGCUCUAGUUGCCAACUGUCUGGAUCGACUGACUCACUAAAAAAGGUGCUACAAUCUUCAUGAGACUCAAGGGAGACAAUUAAGACUAUGCAGGCUAAAGCAUUGAUGCUGUGGAAAAUGUUAACUUUAGAUUUAGAGUUGGGUGUUUGGUGAGGUAAAGGCUCCUACUAGGGUUUUCUAUUAAGAGAUAUAUUUUAACUCUAACCCUUACAUCAUAGUUUCUUUAAGUUACAUUUAGAUUAGCUUUUUUAAGGUAUGUAACAUUAGCAUAAUUUGCGUGUUACUAUGAUGUUACAGAUGAUAGCCAAAAUAAUUACCAUCUAAAUCAAUUCUAAGAAGUGCAUAUUUUUUAUAUGGCAGGGUCAUUUUAAGCACAACUGCAAGCCACAGUAUAUUAAUUUUGUAAAGAGACACAUUCUUAUGACAAUAUUAUCUGAUUUUGUAUUUUUUUCAGGUAGGAAAUAUAAAGAAAUAAUACAAAAACAAAAUAAAUACUGAAGAAUCAAGACUCAGCUUUGAUAUAGCAAGAUCUAUAAUCAUAAAUUUAAAAAUUAUUCUAUAUAGCCAGGAUAAGGCAUCUUAGCUAAUACUGCUUUUAAAUUACUUCUAAAUAUAUCAGCUUUACCACUAAAUUGUCUCCUAAUCAUUCUAUUGAGCACUAAAAUGAAAGGGUUUAUGGUUGCUUAAAGGAGUAUAGGUAACAGACAUGAGUUGUUCUGGUUCAGUUGAAGUCAAUUAAAGAGGUAUUAUGCAAGAUUAAUACAAUGUGAAAAGGAGAUUUUCCUGUCUCUUUUUUGACAGGAUGCUGUUGUGUGCACCAGGAGGAGCUAUUUAGUUUAAAAAUCGUGAUGGUUGUAGGAAGUCAGGAGACUUUGUAUGUGCAACUUAGUUUUUGCACAGUUCACAAGUAUAAGCUUGGGUGCCAUUUGUUUUUUUAAUGUUUAUUUCAUUUUGCACACAAAAAGUGGAAUACAGGGAGUAGAUAUCAAAUACACAAAAUACAGGGUAAAACAGAGACUAGAAACUAAAUAUCCUAUACAAAAGGAUUUGCUGGAGGCAGAAAAAAAGCUGUAAGCCAGACUGUUUUGUAAUGGGGCUCCUUGCAAUCGCUUACCAAAAAACAGAUUGGCUCCCAGGCUAGCUCACAAGCGCCUUAAGUACACCUGGGUUUGAGUACAUGUUAUGCACGUAAAGAUUUUGUUCUCAAGAAUAAAUUUGUCAAGAAUAUAGUCAUCAAUUUUUGGGCCAACAUCUUACAUAAUGUACCUUAAAUGCGCAAGCUAGAUUAGUACAAAAGCCAGAACAUUUAUUUAAUAGUCAAUCUGAUGAAUUGAAUCAGCUUUGGCACAGCCCAGAACCAGAUCUAAUCAUAUAUCAUUAUUCCACGCUGGCUGUUCAAAAUGCCUUGAGCUCUAUUUCUAAGAAUAUCAGCUUUACCACUGACGUCACAGCACUUCUCAGAAUUUUCUACCAAAGCACAGUUUUGCCUCUUAUUCACUAUAUUUAUAGCUAAGAUGAGAGGGACCUUGCCUAACGGAAAAAGGUUAUUGCAAAGUUUUGCCUCUUAUUCACUGAAUUUAUACCUAAGAUGAGAGAGUCCUUUCCUCACGGAAAAAGGUUGUUGUGGUGAAGUGAAUAGAAGUGACUCGGUCCGGAAGAUCAGUCCGAUUCUAUCUAACUUUGAUGGACAUGUUCGGCCAGCUGUGACUUCGUGUUCUCAAGGAUUCUAUUUCCGAACCCCCUGAUUGUGAGUCCAGGCCCAGUUAACUGUUAGGAGUGGUAAUGAGAGUGGGCGGAAGUGCACAUUGUUGGUGGUGGGAGGCUUUAACUCGUACAGGGUCAGAAUAACAAUGAGCAAACUGUCAUGUACAGUUCAUUUAAGUUCGUGAGACUGAAUUUCUAUGUUUGCGACAGCGACAUUAGGGAGCAGGCAGAAACUUUGCAGGAUGGCACCCAGGCUACAUACUGAAUUUUCAAGAAGGGGGGAGGUGAUUGCAGUUGGCAUACUGAAUGCACUCCUGACAGGAAAUCUGUAUUCAAUUUGUUAGCAGCGUAACAUAAAAUUACUGCUGCAAACAUUUCAGUAGCCAUUUAGAUGGGAGUUGGGAAUUUUACUGGUAUUAGGUUAAGAUUUAAUUUGGCAAACCUACGCAAACAUAAGAUCAGAGAAUUUUGUACAACUCUGAGAGAUUUCUGGUAUAAAAGCAAUCAAGGAAAACUUUGUAAUCAAUGUUGAUAGCAAAUGAAUAUCACGCCUCUCAGGUAUCCUUGGAUAACUUACUCAAUUUCUGACCAUAAUUAAUAAUGAUGAUACCUAUUGUCUGUGGUGAAGGUGUAUACAAUACCAUGUGAAAUGCUCUUGUUAUUGUGCUCAGUGCAGCACUAUAUGAAGUGGUGGAAAAUUCAAUUUACAGUCCAAUUGUAAGCCUUUUGUUAACAGAUUUGCGUGGGUUGAAUCUUUUUUAUCAGUUUGAAUGAACAAGAGAGCAGGAAGAAAAUUGAUAAGACUGAUAGAAAAUAGAUUGUGAUCACCGGUACAUCGUAAUAGCUUCAAAGCAAACAAUGUCUUGUCUUUAUGGUAACCACCCAUAGAUGUAGCUUAUCGUUAUAGCAAAGGAAUUACAUUGUACUACUGCAGCAGAUGUUAGGAAAGUGUUUGGGUAACAUUUUAUUCCCAGAUUUACGGCAAACAAACAAACAAAUGUGUUGUAGGAAGAUAAAGAUGGUGAAUUACUUAGUAUAGUAAUUAGCUUGUAAGUAAGGGCUCCUGGGGGUACAAUAAGAAACUUUUAAGGUAUUUAGAUAGUGGAUUAUUGUAGGCUGGUAGGCUCGAUUCAAAUACUACUACCUUGCACCUAUGCAUCUUUUCUUGACACAGACGUCUAGCAUUCCCCUCUUCAAUAUUUCUAUUAUAAUAAAGUUAUAUGAACACCUACCGUGAACAGCAAAAGAAAACUAUGCUGUGUUUAAAUGUGCAUUUUGAAUAUCUGCAAAUAUUGCCAUUAAGGUUCAAUUUCCUUAAUUUAUGCUUUGCUUUCAUUUACAUUGUACAGGUACUUAAAACCAGCUUCCUAAUUUGAGUAAAACUACUGUGCAAAUUCACAAAGAGAGGAUCAAGCUUUCAAAAUGUUCACAGGCAUAAUUGCAGGAUGUUUUCAGGGAAAGGAAGACUUGUCAUUACUGUAACCUAAUCAAAGUACAUAAUUAUACGUCUCUAAUCUUUCCACACGUAAUGAUACCAUUGCAUAAUUACUUAGGACAAAGUAUGC
Molecule: messenger RNA, 5931 nt
Organism: Branchiostoma belcheri (Belcher's lancelet)
Lineage: Eukaryota; Metazoa; Chordata; Leptocardii; Amphioxiformes; Branchiostomatidae
Exons: 18
Coding region: 24-2702 (892 amino acids)
Biological process (GO): oligosaccharide metabolic process; protein N-linked glycosylation
Cellular component (GO): endoplasmic reticulum membrane
Molecular function (GO): Glc3Man9GlcNAc2 oligosaccharide glucosidase activity
Source: RefSeq, a predicted model, not a curated record